AUGGAUCUUGACUGGUCAGGAAGAGCUCACACAAUAUUAGAACAAACUUUAAAUGAAAUAAAGACCAGACUUGCCUCAGCAAGCUGGAACCAUAUAGAAGAAACCAAUACUAUAGCAGUCUACAACACAAACAUAGGAAAUAGCUUCUUAGCCAAGGCAACAGGAACUAUCAACACGUCUCCAGACAACCUUGUGAGGUUUUUCUCAGACUCAAAUAAUAUCAGACAGUGGGUGGAUAAUCUAAAAAAUGCAAUUCAACUACAGCAGUCAGGAGAUGUGAAACUAAUCAAAUAUCAAAUCCAAAAUAAAUGGCCUGUUGAUGACCGUGAAUUUCUUUAUGUCACCAAAUCAUUUACCGAAGGAAACUUGACAUACUUAAUCGAAAGAAGCGUUGAUCUGCCAAAUAUCCCGACUGAUGCCAAACAUGUGAGAGGAGAUUAUAUGGCUGGGUACAUUUUUGAACCUCAAGGAGGGAAUCUAACAAAAACAACUCUUGUAUUAAAUUAUGAUCCCAGUGGAAAUGUUCCUACAGCAAUCAAGACAAGCAUUUUGAAUAAGCAAGCAAGUCGCCUUAAAGCUGCAAAAGUUAAUUUCGGAUAA
Messenger RNA from Blepharisma stoltei, 600 nucleotides. Lineage: Eukaryota; Ciliophora; Heterotrichea; Heterotrichida; Blepharismidae. The record is from the annotation of a GenBank genome assembly.